CUUUGACAAGACCUGACAACUCCUUUUGCUUGUCACCAAUUCAAAAUUAUGUCUUAGUCCAAUUUUUUAUUCUGUAGGGUGUCGGGCAAGUCGAAAUCCAUGUUGCUGUUGGAAGGAAUAUCUCAAUUGUAUAAAUUCAAGUUGAUUGUCCAAAACGUUAUCUCACCAGGUUGGGUGCCGAAAUAUGUGAACGGUGGAGGUGGACGCAACUCUAGAUUUGUUGAAAUCUACAAAGAGUCUUCGUUACCUAAGAUUUUUCCGCCCUUGGUGCUGCACAAUUACAGUUCUAUGUACACCGUUUUCGUAGAAAAUACGGGCCAUUCCAUCAAAAUUGAUCUUAGGUCGGAUGACGAGGAAUGCGAACAGGGUGAUUUGCCCGCUAUAAGUGGAUCAUUGCUUCAAGUUUUUGCUGAAUUUAAUAAGUUGAAUGUAAAGGCUGUAGGCGAAACUACAUAUCAAAGUUGCCCCAAAAGUAUCAAAAUCUGGAUUAAUCCAAACAAGGCAUGUUGGGUCAAGGCAAAUUUUCAGAUCGGUAGAUACAUUCUGAAGAACGUUCAUUUCCACUGGGAGGCUGACCACGUCAUCAAUGGCCGUAUGUUUCCUUUAGAGGGACAUUUCGUGCAUCUACCAGAAAAUCCAGAUUCUGGCGAUACAAGUGUUGUGUUGUCUGUUUUUUAUGAGACUUGAAUGUUAAAAAGGCAGAGUUUCUUCGUGCUGAAUUUGAUUGCCAAAACUCUCAGUCGUCAAGGAAAAGCUGAGUCAAAUUGUGGAUGGAUUGAGGUUCAGUAGGGUGUCCAAAUGUGCAAAUCCAACAUUUGACAUCAUAUGUGACGGUGUAGAUCAAGUGUCCAAGGAAGUCGAAUGUCCCGUGGAAUCCAAAAAAGCCAUCGCUUUGCAAGGUCUCCUGCCAAAAAGGAUAAGCUCAUAUUUUACGUAUGAAAAUUCUGAUGGGGAGGAGAUCAUCUUUAUAAUAAUGGCGACACCAGCUAAAAUAUCAAAACGUCAGUUAGUUGGAAUAACUUCAAUCUGCGAUGAAAACGGUAAAAUAGAAUGUUAGCU
Molecule: messenger RNA, 1059 nt
Organism: Acanthoscelides obtectus
Lineage: Eukaryota; Metazoa; Arthropoda; Insecta; Coleoptera; Chrysomelidae
Source: the annotation of a GenBank genome assembly